CCUCUCAUUCAAUUUGGCUGUACAGAUAAUUGUACUAUCAAUUUUUUGGAAAGUUUCCAGGAAUUGCGACGACCGCAGCUGAGAUUAGACGCGGUGUAGAGGAAAUAAUACACAAUUGCCGAGAUAUGGAUUGAGUUGGCGAGAGUGGAGGACUAGUUCGCGUCAGCUGAAGAGAUCACCGAUUGAUCAUGUACGCGAGACGUGGAUUCGCGCCUCGAGCACUCAUCGAGAAUUAUCUGUGGCGAUUAAAUUAGAUACGAUAUAACUCUGUGCGAUCUAUAUAAAGACGCAUCGCAGCGGGGAAUCUUCAGUGUGUGAACAUCAAUGGGUGGAUUAAUUCAAUUAGUGGGCAUUCUGUGCCUGGCGUUGACUUUGUCGUCUGCCAGAGAGGUGAAAUCGGCCAAUAAACAGACGGAAGACACUCAGGAUUGGUACGAGCAUGCGGUCUUCUAUCAAAUCUAUCCGCGCUCCUUCAUGGACAGCGACGGCAAUGGUGUUGGCGACAUCAAAGGCAUCACGAGCAAAUUAGGGCAUUUGAAGGAUUUGGGAGUGACUGGAACUUGGCUGAGUCCAAUCUUCACGUCUCCCAUGAAGGACUUUGGCUACGAUAUUGCGAACUUCACCGAAGUUGACGAGAUUUUCGGAACGCUGGACGAUCUCAAGGAGCUCUUUGCCACAGCCAAAUCCAUGGGCAUUAAGAUCAUCUUGGACUUUGUGCCAAACCACAGCAGCAAUCUGUGCAAGUGGUUCGAGUGGUCGGAGAACAGAGAGAAUGGCUACGAUGAUUGGUACGUUUGGGUGGACGCUAAAGAGAUCGUCGAUGGAGUUCCUGUUCCUCCGACUAAUUGGGUGAGUGUCUUCUAUGGGCCUGCGUGGACUUGGAGUGAGAAGAGACAGCAAUUCUACCUCCAUCAGUUCGACUAUCAGCAACCCGAUCUCAACUUCCGCAAUCCAGUCGUUGUGGAGGCCAUGAAGGACGUGAUGCGAUAUUGGCUGGAAAUGGGCGCCGAUGGAUUCCGCGUGGAUGCCAUCAAUCACUUGUUUGAGAAGGAGCCUCUCCAGGAUGAACCCGAGAAUUGGUGGGGCGUCACGGAUCCCAAUGAUUAUGGCUUCCUGGAUCACAUUUACACCAAGGAUCUCGACGAAACCUACGACAUGAUCUACCAAUGGCGCGAAUUGCUGGACGAUUGGCAAAAGCAGCACGGCGGCGACACGAGGAUCAUGAUGACAGAAGCCUGGGUGGAUGAUGAACUCUUCACGCGAUACUACGGCGCGUCAGGACGCGAAGGAUCGCACAUGCCGUUCAACUUUGUGCUCAUCACGCAACUCAAUGAGCACUCCAAACCGUCGGACUUCAAGAGAGUCAUCGACGAGAGACUCCGCAUUAUUCCCGAUGGCAAGUUUGCUAAUUGGGUCCUGGGGAAUCACGACAAGAAUCGCGUGGGCACGCGAUAUGGUGCGCAAAUGGUCGAAGGCAUGCUGGCUCUGGAAAUGGGUUUGCCUGGAGUUGCCGUGACGUAUUAUGGUGAGGAGAUUGGAAUGCUGGACAACAAGGCAAUCACGUGGGAAGAGACGCAGGAUCCGCAAGCGUGCAAUCCUCAGGAUCCCAGUCGGUAUCAGGAAUUGUCGCGUGAUCCCGCGAGAACACCAAUGCAGUGGGACAAUUCUGCAUAUGCGGGAUUCUCAAGUGUCACGCCUUGGCUGCCAGUCAACUCCAACUACGGGACGCUCAAUUUGGCGAGACAAUCGGGGCAAGAUCGCAGCGUCUACCACUUCUACAAGGAUUUAGUUGCAUUCCGGCAAGUGUAUGACAUAAUCUACGGCGAUUACGAGUCGAAAGUCUUGGCGGAUGACAGCAUUUUUGCGUAUCGUCGAACAAGUGAAUUCAACGGUGAGACAUCUGGCUAUGUCUUCGUCAUUAACUUCUCGGGCAGCGAACACACGCUGGACAUGACUCAGAGCUUCGACUUCUUAGCUCAACACAACAUCUAUGUUGAUUACGCGUCUUCGGGUUCGUCGUACGAACAAGGAACCAAAAUAGAUCCUGCAGCUCUCGUCGUUGGACCUUACGAUGCACUCGUUCUCGGUUCAAGCGGCGCAAAGUUGAUUAUGUCUCUCACUUUAAUCUUCGCUGUCGUCGCAAGAUUUCUAUUUCUUCAAUAAAUAGCCCAGUUGAUUUAUGAAGUAUACAUGUCUAAUUUAUAGA
Molecule: messenger RNA, 2206 nt
Organism: Phlebotomus argentipes
Lineage: Eukaryota; Metazoa; Arthropoda; Insecta; Diptera; Psychodidae
Product: maltase 2-like
Exons: 2
Coding region: 325-2163 (612 amino acids)
Biological process (GO): carbohydrate metabolic process
Source: RefSeq, a predicted model, not a curated record